ACGAAUGUCAUGUUCGAAAAUUAUGAAAAAAAAUUCUAAUCAUUAAUAUUUAGAAGUUUCGACAUAUAAUUAAAAAAAACCAUUGAUUUAAUUUAUUAAAAAAUUAUGUAAUAGAUAAGUUUACAUACUUUAAAUACUAUUGCCACCUAAGAUGGGUGCUUUAGUUUCAAGAGCAUUACGGCCUAUAAAGUCAUUCAAUAUUGAAAAUAGGGCUCACCGGGUGAUAUCAAAAGAAAAACCUCAAGUUGCACCAAGUUACCCUUCUACAGUCGAAGAUUUACAAAGAGUACAAGAAGCUAUACCAGAUAUUGAUAAGAAAUUAGACUCAAAAGAUUCGCAUCUCGACGAAAGACUGAAAAAUGUUUAUGUAACCUCUACGGGUACACCCGAAGAUGACAUUACACGGAAGAAGCAAGAUGAAAACCCUAAUCGACCUCUACCUCAAGAUAGAAAUGCUUUAGAAGAUUUUGAUUUUGGUUUUAAAGAACCAGAGAGAGUACCCUAUGGACGUACUACGUUACGUCAAGCAAUAGAAUACAUCACUUCAUAUCAAAUGAAUCCUGAAGAGGCAACAGCAGCUAAAAUAGCGUAUGAAUAUAAACUUAGAGAAUCAGAUGUUGAAAACAUUCUUAAAUAUUUUAAAACAUAUGAAGUGUAUGUUCCUGAGACUAAAGAUAGUAAAGCAGUGAUUGCUGGGCCAACAACUAAUAGGCGGAAAUUAAUGGAACAGUCAGUUGGAAAAAUUGAAGCAAAACAAGAUUCAAAAGAUGAGCAAAAUGUGAAAAGUGCUUCAUAAGACACUGCUUAAUUGCAUCAUAGUUUUUAUACAAUUUAGGGUCUUUAAAGAAAAGAGCGUACAAAUUCUUAAAAGGCCGGUAACACACUUGCAAGCCCUCUAGCAUAGACAGUGUCCAUGGGUGGCAGUAUCACUUAACAUCUGGUGAGCCUCCUGCCCAUUUGCCUCGUUCUAUAUAUAAAAAAAAAGUUUUUUUAAUGUUUAAGCUACAUCUCACACUUUUAGCCAGUUCUUUAUAUUCUGAAAUUUGAUAACAGGUGGGUUAACAAUAUUUACUGUUUAUUUUCUAGUACAAAGCUAAUAUUUAAUUUAGGUACCUUAGAAUUCUGGCACAAUGUUGUUAUAUUAGAACAUUAUUGAAUUUUUAGUUGAUAAUAUGUUAGGUUAUUGAUAUGUGAUGUAGAAUAGUUAGAUGAGUUAAUAAAGAAUAUUUUAUUGUUAA
Pieris rapae (cabbage white) is the source of this 1238-nucleotide messenger RNA. RefSeq names its product protein NDUFAF4 homolog. Gene Ontology annotation, biological process: mitochondrial respiratory chain complex I assembly. Gene Ontology annotation, cellular component: mitochondrion. The transcript has a single exon. Lineage: Eukaryota; Metazoa; Arthropoda; Insecta; Lepidoptera; Pieridae. Bases 152 to 796 code for a protein of 214 amino acids. The record is from RefSeq and is a predicted model, not a curated record.